Diaporthe citri is the source of this 438-nucleotide messenger RNA. RefSeq lists its product as uncharacterized. NCBI's taxonomy places the organism in Eukaryota, Fungi, Ascomycota, Sordariomycetes, Diaporthales, Diaporthaceae. The record is from RefSeq and is a predicted model, not a curated record. The coding region runs from base 1 to 438 and encodes 145 amino acids. The transcript is spliced from 2 exons.
AUGGCAACACCAGAUCAACCCGAGCCAACGAGGUCACUAGCAUCCCGCCUUAACGGCUGGGGCUUAUCCUCCCUCCCACCAAUGGGCCUAGCAACCCUGAUAACCUCCCUCCACUUCCGCCCCUUCCACAAGCUGCCCAUGCUGGUCUUCACCCCCAUGCUCCUGCUGAGCAGCUACCUGAGCGUGGCCGGGUUCAAGAUCGACGCCGCGGGCCUCUCGGCCGCCUGGUCCGGGCUGUACGUGCUCCUCGCCGCGCGCAGUCGGCCCGUCGCCUCGCUCCGCCAGCGCUUCACCGCCAGGGCCGCCGUCCGUGGUGGCGCCGUCGGCCUGGGGAUCGUCAACGCCGCUGGGGGAGGGUACGCCUACGCCAUGGGGGACAGGGAGGCGGAGCGCGUCGAGAGGAAGGAGAGGGAUCGGUGGGGCAUCGAGGAGCAGUGA